Sporothrix schenckii 1099-18 is the source of this 867-nucleotide messenger RNA. Its product is annotated as fumarylacetoacetate hydrolase. Gene Ontology annotation, molecular function: catalytic activity. Bases 1 to 867 code for a protein of 288 amino acids. Lineage: Eukaryota; Fungi; Ascomycota; Sordariomycetes; Ophiostomatales; Ophiostomataceae. The transcript has a single exon. The record is from RefSeq and is a predicted model, not a curated record.
AUGGCCCCCAACUGGACACAUCUCGUGCGCUUCCUCGCCCAAGAGGACGGCCAGGAACACCUGGGCCAGAUCGACAACAAGAAAGUGCCCGACCUCGGCCUGGCCCUCGACAACGGCGAGACCGUCACGGCGCAGGUCGUCGAGGGCGACGUGUUUGACGGCCAGGUCAAUGCCGACCGCGUGCUGACCAUUGGCACGCUGCUCAGUCCGCUGCGGACCGACCAGGUGCCCAUCAUUCGCUGCAUGGGGCUCAACUACCGCGACCACGCGCGCGAGGCCAACAUGCCGAUCCCGGAUACGCCGGUGCUCUUCAUCAAGCCGCGCACGGCGCUGGCCGGCCCCGCGCCGGCGCGCAUAAACAUCCCCGCGAUUGCGCAGGACGGCACGAGCGACUACGAGGCGGAGCUGUCGUUUGUCAUUAGCAAGACGGGGCGGAACAUUCCCAAGUACCGGGCGUUCGAGUACGUCCUGGGCUACACGGCCAGCAACGACAUCAGCGCGCGCGCGCAGCAGUUCAAAAACAGCCAGUGGUGCUUCAGCAAGGGCCUCGACGCGUCGUGUCCGAUUGGGCCGGUGCUGGUCGCGGGCCGUGCGGUGUCGGACCCGCACCAGCUCGGCAUCCAGGCCAUCCUCAACGGCGACGUCGUGCAGGACUCCAACACGUCCGAGAUGAUCUUUGACAUCCCCACCAUCAUUUCCUUUUUGUCGCAGGGCACGACGCUCGAGCGCGGCACCAUUGUCAUGACGGGCACGGGCCCCGGCAUCGGCGCCAUGCGGAAUCCCAAGCUGUCGCUGCAGCACGGUGACGACAUGCGCGUCUCCAUUGCCGAGAUUGGCACGCUCAUCAACACGGUGCACUACGAGUAG